AUGGAUGAAAAGAUCAAAGGAUAUUUGAAUAAUUUUAAAAACAAGUUUUCUAAAAUUAUUCUGAAUUCGUCAGGUAAGAAUAAUCUUAGUAUAGAUAUAAAUUAUAUAAAAGACGUUUUAAUAAAGUCGAAUAUAAAAAGACAUAUAGAGAUAAAUAAUAAAUUUCUUGAAUUAUUUAAAACAUUAAAUGAAAAUAUAAAUUGUUUAAGUGAAUUAAAUAAUAUUUUAUCGGUACCAAAGAAUAAGCAUAUUGACAACUAUGAGAAUUUAUUGAGUAAGGAAUAUUUUUUUGAGAAAAAAACAAAAGAAGAAGGAUAUAUAAAAGAAAAAUAUUCUAUUAUUGAAAAUAUAAUAAAAAAUAUGCAAAUGAUUCUUUUAAAUUGUGAUGAAAUUGUAGAUUUAUUUAAAGAAUUAUAUUUAUUCUUUUAUUUGUUCAUCUACAAAUUUGAUUGUAAUAUAAAUAACUAUGUUGGAUAUUUAUAUAAUCAUAAAGAUAUUGAGAAUAAAAAAUUAAAAACCCUAACAAUGAAUAAUAAUAAUAAAAAUAAUAAUAUUUAUAAUAAUAAUAUUCAUAAUAAUAAUAUUCAUAAUAAUAAUAUUCAUAAUAAUAAUAUUCAUAAUAAUAAUAUUCAUAAUAAUAAUAUUCAUAAUAAUAAUAGUAAUGUUUCUUUUGAGAACCUUUCUUGUUUUUAUAAAAAUUUAUUUUGUGAAAUAUUUUUCUUGAACAAAAUAUGUGAAGAAGAGGUAGCUCAUUUUUUCUCACACAAAUUAUUUGUGUCAAGGUUUUAUAAUAAUAAAAGUAUUAAUAAGUUUUUAAAAUUCAUUCUACUUAAAGAAAAAGAAAAACUUAAUUUUAUAUAUUUAAAAGAAGUGGAAACAUUUUUUCUGUUAACAUGUGUAUUAUAUUAUAUGGAAAGAGAUAUGAAUCUUAAGAUUCAUAUGAACGAUGUUAUAAUGAAACAUAUAUACAACAAUAUCACAAGAGAAAAGAAUGAAAACAUAAAUAAAAAUUAUAAUAAUUUAUUUGAUAUAAAUAAUAUUUUUCAUGAACAUAUUUUUAAAAAUUAUUCAACAGCCCUUUUUUAUAAUCCCUACAUUAAUAAAAUGAAAAAAAUAUCAUAUAUUAUAUGA
Plasmodium adleri (nom. inval.) is the source of this 1131-nucleotide messenger RNA. RefSeq names its product conserved Plasmodium protein, unknown function. NCBI's taxonomy places the organism in Eukaryota, Apicomplexa, Aconoidasida, Haemosporida, Plasmodiidae. The coding region runs from base 1 to 1131 and encodes 376 amino acids. The transcript has a single exon. The record is from RefSeq and is a predicted model, not a curated record.